Molecule: messenger RNA, 591 nt
Organism: Bombyx mandarina (wild silkworm)
Lineage: Eukaryota; Metazoa; Arthropoda; Insecta; Lepidoptera; Bombycidae
Product: chorion class B protein ERB4
Biological process (GO): multicellular organism development; chorion-containing eggshell formation
Cellular component (GO): egg chorion
Molecular function (GO): structural constituent of egg chorion
Source: RefSeq, a predicted model, not a curated record
CACAAUUAAAAUAUCUUUAGGUAAUAAUACCAGUGUGAUAGAAAGAGAAAAAUAAUGGCCAAAACUGUUCUAUUUGUUUUUGCAUCUGCCCUUAUUUCCCAGGGUGUCCUUAGCCAAUUUACUGGACGCAUCUUUUCUCCUCGUCCUGGUUUCGACAGCCUGGCUUACGAAGGCCUCGGUUACGGAGGUUGGAACGGUCGAGGCAUUUGUGGGGGCGUCCGCGACGAUAUCACCGCAGCAGGCGCUCUUGCCGCAUCCCAGGGUGGUGGACUUGCCGUUGUCACCUCCUCGGCUGCACCUACUGGUCUCGGCGUGACCUCAGAGAGCUCAUACGAGGGUACGGUUUCGAUUUGCGGCAACGCGCCGUUCCUCGGAACUGCUGAUGUUGCUGGCGAGCUUUCCACAAUCGGAGGUGGUGUAGUCAGCUACGAAUGCGGCGACGGAGCUGUUGGUAUAACCACGGAGGGUGGUGUGGGUGUCGCGCCAACCGCUACAAUCGGAUCUGCUAACAUUCCUCCUGCGGUUGGAGCUCCUGUGGGAUACCGAGGCUUUAACCGCGGGUGUGGAUGCGGCUCUAACUACGCCUAUUGA